UUCCCCAUUUUAAUGCAGAUAACAAUAUCCUUCCAUCCUAAAAUUUCUAUUCGUGUAGUCUAUUUUGAUCUUAUCUUAAACGGUUUGGGGGUAGAUACUACUUAACCCUUUAAAACAGAUAUGUAUUAUGUUCGGAUCGGACAGAUAAUUUGUGAUUGAUUAUGCAGAUGUAAUAUUUGUUCUCAGCGAUAACCAACGAAUUGAGUGUUUUUCUUUUCAGUGAAGUGGAAGUUAUCGAUAUAAAGGCGGAUAUGUUAUAUAAUUUCGUGAAGUAUUCUGUAGAAAACUGAUAAGUAUAUUGCUUUUCUCAUUUAUUUAUGUGGUUAAAUAGUGAGUUAGUGUUGGUCAACGUAGAUGAUAACAACUGAACAUUGAAUAAACUACAAGAAUAAUGUUAAGCAUAAAAAUUCUGUUAUGUAUGUUGCUGGCACACCAAUCUGCGGUAGAAGCUGUAUAUAAUGUUGGAGUUGGACGAGCCGAUUGCACAGGACCAUCAGCAGAAAUUACUUUUAUGGGUUAUGCCAAAUCCGGUCAGAAAGGAUGUGGUAUCCAUUUAAGGCAGUUUUCAAGAGCAUUUGUGAUUAAAGAUGAGAACACUCUAGUUGCAUUUGUGACAAUUGACACAUGUAUGAUGAACCAUCCCCUAAAACAAGCGGUAAUAGAUAAAUUGGAUCUAAAAUAUCCCAAUGUAUUUACUCUAAAGAAUACAAUUCUCAGUGGAACACACAGUCACAGCACACCUGGAGGUUUCCUCAAGGAUGUAAUGUUGGACAUACCAAGCUCGGGAUAUUGUAAAGAAACCUUUAACGCAUUGGUAGCAGGAAUUGUAAAAUCCAUAGAUAAAGCAUACAACAAUCAAGUUGAAGCAAGAAUCUUUUACAGCACUACUACAGUAACUAAUACAAACAGGAACAGAAGUCCAGCUGCUUACCUCUAUAAUCCAGAAUCAGAAAGAAAAAAGUAUGAGACUGACGUGGACAAGGAGCUAGUUCAAAUAAAAUUUGUGAGUACCAAGGAUAACGUUGCAAUUGGUGCAAUCAACUGGUUUCCGGUACAUCCCACCUCAAUGAAUAACACCAACUGUUUGGUGCAUUCAGACAAUGUUGGAUAUGCGUCUCUUCUGCUAGAAUCUAGUGUUAACACAGACUCCUUACCAGGUCAAGGCGAUUUCGUGGGUGCUUUUGCCUCUACUAAUUUGGGUGACACCUCACCAAAUCUUAAAGAUCCUAUUUGUGUCAAUACGGGAGAACCUUGUGAUUUUGUUCAUAGUAGUUGUGCCGGAGGAAAUAAAUAUUGCAUCUCCUUUGGGCCCGGUGAAGAUAUGUUCGAAAGUACCAAGAUCAUUGCUAAUAACUUGUUUCAAAAUGGAAAGAAACUACUGGAUGGCGCAACUACAGACGCAACAGAAAUAACUGGUACCAUACAAUAUAUUCACAAAUUCUCACAUAUGCCUAGUCAAACCACUACUUACCAAUUGGAGAAUGGAACACAAAUUAAUGUGAGGGGUUGCCUUCCAGCCAUGGGAUAUGGCUUUGCUGCCGGUACAACUGAUGGCCCUGGAGAAUUUGAUUUUGAACAAGCAACUAAUACGAGCAACCCUUUCUGGAAUGUUGUAAGGGACUUUAUUUUCCCUCCAACACCAGAUGACGUUGUAUGCCAUUUUCCAAAACCUAUACUUAUCAUGUCAGGAAGGAUUACUAAGCCAUACGAAUGGCAACCGGUAACAGUUUCUAACCAAUUAGUAAAAAUAGGACAGCUUGUUCUGAUUGCCGUUCCUGGAGAAUUUACAACCAUGUCUGGAAGAAGAUUGAGAGAUGCUGUUAGGAAAGCAAUUAUCACAAACGACGGACCCUCAGAUUCAUUGGUUGUUAUAGCGGGCUUAAGCAACGUUUAUACCAGUUACAUUGCCACCCCAGAAGAAUAUCAGCUUCAACGAUAUGAAGGUGCUUCAACCAUCUACGGUCCUUAUACUUUACCAAUCUAUGAAAACAUUUAUGGUCAGCUAACGAAAGCCAUGAUGAAGAAUGAAACUGUGAAUGACGACUCAAGUCCCUAUAAAUUCCCGAAAGACAUGGCCACUCUUAUUACUCCCGUUAUUAUGGAUUCUAGUGGUUGGUUUAAUAAUUUUGGUGACUGCGUCGUUCAACCAAAUGACUGCUAUGAACCGGGCCAAACAGUUUCUGCAGUUUUCGUCGCAGGCCAUCCCCGCAAUGAUGUUAUGCAAGACAAAACCUUUUUGACCGUACAAAAACAAGAAAGUCAAAAUCAAGAUAAGCCAACUUGGAAAACUAUUGCAACGGAUGCAAGCUGGGAAACUAAGUUUAUUUGGAGUAGACCAGACCCAUUAACACCUACCAGUCAAGCAGAAAUUCGAUGGGAGAUUCCAGAUGGCACACAACCUGGAUCUUACCAAAUCCAACAUUUCGGCAACUAUAAGACGCUUUUUAGCGGCAUCUAUGCGUAUAGUGGUGUCUCGAGAAUAUUUUCUGUGAAAGAAAAUUGUCAAUCCAAGUGAUUCAUUAUUUUUAGAUAUAAUUUUUGAAUUUUGGUUUAAUAAAUUUGUUAGUUUUU
This is a messenger RNA of Diabrotica virgifera virgifera (western corn rootworm), 2571 nucleotides long. RefSeq names its product neutral ceramidase. Gene Ontology annotation, molecular function: N-acylsphingosine amidohydrolase activity. The coding region runs from base 392 to 2515 and encodes 707 amino acids. Gene Ontology annotation, cellular component: extracellular region. The transcript is spliced from 14 exons. The record is from RefSeq and is a predicted model, not a curated record. Lineage: Eukaryota; Metazoa; Arthropoda; Insecta; Coleoptera; Chrysomelidae. Gene Ontology annotation, biological process: ceramide catabolic process; sphingosine biosynthetic process; long-chain fatty acid biosynthetic process.